Messenger RNA from Prunus mume (Japanese apricot), 2208 nucleotides. The record is from RefSeq and is a predicted model, not a curated record. NCBI's taxonomy places the organism in Eukaryota, Viridiplantae, Streptophyta, Magnoliopsida, Rosales, Rosaceae.
CCUUCCCCAACACCACACCGUCCUCAUGACUCACCGUCUAACUCUAUCCAUAACAACAAAACCACACUUUCUCGAGGAAAAGACACUCUCAGAUUCCCGCAAUUUCUCAGCCCCACAAAAACCCAUGGCGCCAAAAUCCUUCAACCCCAAAACCCAAACCUACUCCUCCCCCCGACCUCCCGCCCCCUUCCCCACAGACCCCAACCUCUCCCUCACCUCCUUCCUCUUCCAAUCCUCCACCUCCUUCCCCAACAACCUUGCCCUCGCCGACUCAGACACCGCCGAAACUCUAACCUUCCUCCAGCUCAAAUCUCUAGUCUCCAAGCUCGCUCACUCCUUGCUCAACCUCAACAUCAAGAAAAACGACGUCGUCCUCAUCUUCGCCCCCAACUCCAUCCACUUCCCCGUCUGCUUCUUCUCAAUCGUCGCAAUCGGUGCCAUUGCCACCACCUGCAAUCCUCAGUACACCGUCUCCGAGCUCUCAAGUCAAGUCAACGACUGUGACCCCAAGCUCGUCAUCACCGUCUCCGAACUCUGGCCUAAGAUCAAGGGCUUCAAUCUCCCGACGAUACUAGUAGGAUCUUCAAUCGGGGAUCCAAAUCCCAGAGUACGUUACUUUUCCGAUUUGGUCAAAAUUUCGGAGGAUCCGGAUCCGAUUUCAAAUUUACCGGCGAUUAGUGUGAAGCAGAGUGACGUGGCGGCGCUGCUUUACUCGUCCGGGACGACGGGGAAGAGCAAGGGAGUGAUUCUGACGCAUCGGAACUUCAUUACGACGUCGUUGAUGGUGACGGCGGAUCAGGACCGGUACGGCGAGCCGAGAAACGUGUUCUUGUGCAUCGUCCCGAUGUUUCACAUAUUCGGGCUCUCGGUGAUCGCGUACUCGCAGCUGCGGCGAGGAAACGCCGUCGUUUCGAUGGCGAAGUUUGAGAUCGACAGGGCGCUGAAGGCGGUUGAGAAGUACAGGGUCACUCAUUUGUUCGUCGUUCCGCCGGUGAUGAUCGCGCUGGCGAAGCAGAGCGUUGUGGAGAAGUACGACUUGUCGUCGCUUGAGUUCAUCGCGUCUGGCGCGGCGCCGCUGGGGAAGGAUUUGAUGGAGGAGUGCGCCAAGAAUAUUCCACAGGCUGUCGUUGGUCAGGGUUAUGGUUUGACAGAAACUUGCGGGAUUGUUUCACUAGAGAAUUUCAGAGAAGGAUCUCGAUUUUCUGGAUCAAGCGGCAUUCUUGCUCCAGGAAUAGAGUCCCAGAUAGUUAGUACAGAUACCCUCAAGUCUCUUCCACCUAAUCAGUUGGGAGAAAUAUUGGUCAGAGGACCCAAUAUGAUGCAAGGUUAUUAUAAUAAUCCAGAAGCCACAAAGUUGACUAAAGAUGAACAAGGUUGGGUGCACACUGGAGACCUUGGAUAUUUUGAUGAGGAGGGGCAGUUGUUUGUUGUGGAUCGAAUUAAAGAGCUCAUCAAGUGUUACAGUUUUCAGGUGGCCCCUGCGGAACUUGAAGGGCUGUUGCUUUCUCACCCUGAAAUAUUGGAUGCUGUUGUGAUCCCAUAUCCUGAUGAGAAAGCUGGUGAGGUUCCAGUUGCAUAUGUUGUUCGUGCACCCAACAGCUCGAUAACCCAGCAAGACAUUCAGAAAUUCAUUGACAAGCAGGUUGCACCUUUCAAAAGAUUGCGGAGAGUAACUUUUAUAAACAGUGUGCCAAAGUCUGCUGCAGGAAAGAUUUUGAGAAGGGAGUUUAUUCAGAAAGUUCGGUCCAAAAUAUAAUAAUUAAGAUAAUUAUACCAUAUGUACUAAUUUCCCUCAUUUAUUGCUUUCUUCCACUGUAAUUGUUUUUUUUAAUUAAAAAAAAGUACUAGAUAAAGUUCAAGAGAAGAGAACAAAGAAAUAUAUAGAGAACAAGAAAAUAGAACAAAGAAAUGUGAGAAAAUCAAUGAAAAUUACUAAAUAAAGUUCAAGUUUGUGUUUUAAUGUACUCUUGUUUUCUAUCUCUCUCUAUUAUAUGAUGAGAGAGAUGAAAAGAGAACAACAUAAUAUAUGGGAGUUUCUCUCGCAUUUGUUGGCGAUGACAAUCACAACAACGCUAGCUUGGCUCAAAUUUUAGUUCAUAGAAUUCUGUAAUGGAUUGAAUGAUCCAGCUUAGAGUCUAGUCAAUUGAUUAAUUUGUCACCAUUUGCAACUUGAUCGGCGACCAUUUUCAGCUCAUGCUUUUGAUGUAA